AUGUUUCAAACUAAUUUGGCAAUGAAAGCACCUUGUAUGGCCUCACAAGUGUGUGAAGAUGAACAGAGACAAAAGAAACAAAACAUUCGAUCCUUAACUAUGUCUGGCCACGUGGGUUUUGAGAGUUUGCCUGAUCAGCUGGUCAAUAGAUCCAUUCAGCAAGGCUUCUGCUUCAACAUCCUCUGUGUGGGGGAAACCGGAAUUGGAAAAUCUACGCUGAUUGACACAUUGUUUAAUACUAAUUUUGAAGACCACGACUCCUCACACUUUUAUCCACACGUUAGACUUAAGGCUCAGACAUACGAACUCCAGGAAAGCAACGUGCGACUGAAGUUGACCAUUGUGAAUACAGUGGGAUUUGGUGACCAAAUAAACAAAGAAGAGAGCUAUCAGCCAAUAGUGGACUACAUAGAUGCUCAGUUCGAGGCCUACCUCCAGGAAGAGCUGAAGAUUAAGCGGAGUCUCUGCACCUUCCAUGAUUCCCGUGUGCACGUGUGUCUGUACUUCAUCUCACCCACAGGCCACUCUCUCAAGACUCUCGACCUCUUAACCAUGAAGAACCUGGACAGUAAGGUGAACAUUAUACCAGUGAUUGCCAAAGCUGAUGCAAUUUCUAAAAGUGAGUUGCAGAAAUUCAAGAUCAAGCUCAUGAGUGAAUUGGUUAGCAAUGGUGUCCAGAUAUACCAGUUCCCCACGGAUGACGAAACGAUUGCUAAAAUCAAUUCUGCAAUGAACGCACAUUUACCAUUUGCUGUAGUAGGAAGUAUGGAUGAGGUAAAAGUUGGAAAUAAGAUGGUGAAAGCUCGUCAGUAUCCUUGGGGUGUUGUACAAGUGGAAAAUGAGAACCACUGUGACUUCAUAAAACUGAGGGAGAUGCUCAUUUGCACCAACAUGGAAGACCUGCGGGAGCAGACUCACACGCGGCACUACGAGCUGUACAGACGCUGCAAACUGGAGGAACUGGGCUUCAAAGACGUGGGCCCCGAGAACAAGCCUGUCAGUGUUCAAGAGACCUAUGAAGCCAAAAGGCACGAGAUCUGCGGGGAACGCCAGAGGAGGGAAGAGGAGAUGAAGCAGAUGUUUGUGCAGCGGGUCAAGGAGAAGGAAGCCAUCUUGAAGGAAGCCGAGAGGGAGCUCCAGGCCAAAUUUGAACAUCUUAGAAGAGUUCACCAAGAAGAGAGAAUGAAACUUGAAGAAAAGAGAAGACUUUUGGAAGAAGAAAUAACUGCUUUUUCUAAAAAGAAAGCUACCUCUGAAAUAUACCAGAGCCAGUCCUUUGUUGGGACUGGUAGCAAGAAGGACAAGGACCGGAAGAAGGAUCAAGGCUGUCGAUUCGAGGUCCUGUGCUUUGAUGUCAGAUCUCAUGAAACCAGUGGCGGACAGACAGACGCAGAGGGAAGUUGA
Molecule: messenger RNA, 1404 nt
Organism: Chrysochloris asiatica (Cape golden mole)
Lineage: Eukaryota; Metazoa; Chordata; Mammalia; Afrosoricida; Chrysochloridae
Gene: SEPT10
Product: septin 10
Exons: 10
Coding region: 1-1404 (467 amino acids)
Biological process (GO): cytoskeleton-dependent cytokinesis
Cellular component (GO): septin complex; cell division site; microtubule cytoskeleton
Molecular function (GO): molecular adaptor activity; GTPase activity; GTP binding
Source: RefSeq, a predicted model, not a curated record